Molecule: messenger RNA, 9854 nt
Organism: Lymnaea stagnalis (great pond snail)
Lineage: Eukaryota; Metazoa; Mollusca; Gastropoda; Lymnaeidae
Source: the annotation of a GenBank genome assembly
AAUAGACGCUCUCGAUUGACCGAAAAAAAAAUAGUGUUUGUUUUGUGUCAAAUGUGUAAUAGGUGUGCUGAGACUGCCGACGCAUAUAUUAGCAAGUCCCGGCUCUCAGACCCAGUAAUGGAAACAUGCAAAUGAGAUCAAUAAUCUGUUUAACAUAUUUAAUUAUAGGUGCAGAUUUUAUUUUGACACAAGCGGACGGGGUUUUUUUUUCUCUCAAGGAAAUGCACUGAAUGUUCAAGUAAGUUCAGGUAAGUUCAGAUAUGUUCAAGUAAGUUUAGGUAAGUUCAGGUAAGUAACAUUUUUUUCUCUUUCAAACCGGUCUCUGUUUCACGAUUAUUUUUAAGGGCUCCAACGUUGGGAUUAUGUACUACAUUGUACGGAAAUAGAGAGUUGGGAUUAUGUACUACAUUGUACGGAAAUAGAGAGUUGGGAUUAUGUACUACAUUGUACGGAAAUAGAGAGUUGGGAUUAUGUACUACAUUGUACGGAAAUAGAGAGUUGGGAUUAUGUACUACAUUGUACGGAAAUAGAGAGUUGGGAUUAUGUACUACAUUGUACGGAAAUAGAGAGUUGGGAUUAUGUACUACAUUGUACGGAAAUAGAGAGUUGGGAUUAUGUACUACAUUGUACGGAAAUAGAGAGUUGGGAUUAUGUACUACAUUGUACGGAAAUAGAGAGUUGGGAUUAUGUACUACAUUGUACGGAAAUAGAGAGUUGGGAUUAUGUACUACAUUGUACGGAAAUAGAGAGUUGGGAUUAUGUACUACAUUGUACGGAAAUAGAGAUAAUUGUUUUAGCUUAGCAACAACUAUUAUUUUAGAGCAUGAUGGUGAAAUAUAUUUUAUUUGAGAUACUUAUGCAACUGCUUAGAACAGUUUUCUCUGAUCUAACUGAAUAUUACUAAAGCCGAGCGCAUGAAUGAUGAACAUUUCUACAUUUUGGACAGCCGGCUUUUUCCAUGUCGUAGAAAUCUCAGCUGUAAGACACAGUCCGAUUAAGCUAUUCGCUUUUCCGGAAUAAAGUAAAAUUACAGGCAGCCUUUGAGACAUUAACCUUUUCUGAUCGGUUGUAAGGUGAAAUCCAUGCAGUUGUCAAGCUAUGCAAAUAACUUUUUUUUUUUAAGACUGUGGGGUGGGUUUGAUUAAAUUUAUACGACUCGUGUGUUGAUUUUUUGUUUUCUAAAAAGGUGUCAAAUAACUGAAUAGUGAACGGAAACUGUAUUUAUUUAAAAAUCAAUGGGUCUUGUAGAGGGAGCCAAAAUUGUUUAGAUAUCAAUGGGUCCUGGAGUGGGAGCAAAUAUAUUUAGAUAUCAAUGGGUCUUGGAGUGGGAGCAAAUAUAUUUAGAUAUCAAUGGGUCUUGGAGUGGGAGCCAUUUUUUUUAAAUCAAUGGGUCUUAGAGUUGGAACCAAAUAUUUUUAGAUAACAAUGGGUUAUAUAGUUGGAACCAAUUUUUUUUUAGAUAUCAAUGGGUCUUGGAGUGGGAGCUAAAUAUUUUAGAUGUCAAUGGGUCUAGGAGUGGCCGCCAAAUAUGUUUAGAUAUCAAUGGGUCUUGGAGUUGGAGCCAAAUAUUUUUUAUAUCAAUGGGUCUUGGGGUGGUAACUAAAUAUUUUUAGAUCUCAACGGGUCUUGGGGUGGGAGCCAAAUAUGUUUAAAUAUCAAUGGAUCUUGGGGUGUGAGCAGAACAUUGUUAGAUUUAUUUUUGGAGUAAAGGAGUGACCGAAUACUCUUAAUCAAAAUUACAUCUAUUAGUAACACAAACGUCACUUUGUGUUGCAGCUCUAUCAUGAGAUAUCGCUUUGGUAAACGCUGCGCGAGGCACAGCUGUCUUAUCUUCAUAGCCGGAAUCGGCAUCGCCCUGGUCAUCUUCGACUACCACACCCACAAACAGGGAGAGCAAUCGUCCAAGGAGCCUGCCUCCGAGAAGGGUGGGGAUACCAAAAACAUUCCGGGAAACCGUACGAGUGGAGCCACAGGGAACAUGGCUGAUAACGCAAGGGAUGUGAGAGCCCCUGUAAAAGUAAACAGCAGGACAGAAUUAGAUGAUUCAGCCAGAGCACUAUAUGCUGGUCAACUGGUCACUUCUGUAAAAGAGGAGAACGCCGCUGUUAAACCUACACCCGCCGCGGCUGUUCCUGCAGUGACACAAAAUUUUAACGCUUCAAAAAUAAAUUUUUCUUCAAAAGGAAACAGCUCCACAAAUGUGACGGUUCCCACCGGUGUGGAAAACAAACAGAACAAAAUCAACCUUACAUCCAGCACGACUGGGACCCAUGGGACAUGUUACGAUUCCCCCUUUUUCACGUGUGCACGCAAGAAGCACAACGCGUCCAGCGCCAACCGGACUUUUCACGUGGCGUACUUGCAUCGGCCGAACUGGCAGCGGGCGUACGUUUACGACUUCACGAGGUGCAGGUUCUCAAACUGCGUCUACCAAGGGGACAAGAUAACCCAGGACACCGACGUGGUGCUCGUGUACGGCGUGAGGCUCUACGACAGCUUCACGCCGCCGAAACGGUGGCCCCAUCAGCUUUACGCCUUCGCCGUCUGGGAGCCGCCGGACCGAAUUGGAGGAACAUUUUUGACAAGUAAGACAAAUCUGGAUCAUUAGGUCCUUGUUUUAAAAAAAUAUAUAUCUAUUUAUUGCUCAUUCAUUAAAUAGAGUUUGACUUUCUUAAAUCUAGAAAAUAAUUUUUUGGAGGUGGCAGGAGGGCCGGCCCUUUGGUUUGUUGCCGCCCCGGGCAAGCUUAACUUUGGUGCCCCUUUUAAGUAUAAUCCUAAACAUUUUUUUGCAAAAGGGUUAGAGAAUGAGUUUAUUACCUAGGUUAUCAUUGUUUUUCUUUAUUCGUAUUUGUACAGUAAUGAACAAUUAGCCUACCGAUGCUAUUUUCUUUUCCAGCCUUUAGAUCAGCAAAUCUUUUGAUUGCACUUUCUAUAUUAAAAUUUAUAUUAUUUGCCAUUACAUUAUCUAUAGACAGUAUAAUAUAUAUAUAUAUAUAUAUACAUAUAUAUAUAUAUAAUAUUUUAGGAACUAUUCCUCUCACCUCUGAGGUACCAUGAAGCGAGUUUAUCUCACAUAUAAAUCGAAAUAAGUGUUUGUAGUUGUACAUAUCUGUCAUUCAACGCUCAUUAAAGCAAUUUUCAGACACAUUUAUCCCCAUAUUUAACAGAAAUGUGUACCUCACCCUUAGACGGAUAUUAUUUAACAUGCGAUUUCAAAAUUGACCGGAAGCAACCAGGGUUUACCUAAAACACCUUGACCAUAAGAGAUUAAUACUUGUUAUUAUUUUAUUUUUAAAAAAAAUUCUUCUUGCAUUCUAUUAUUCUAGAAUCUGGCCCUUCCAUCCUUCUAGUAUUCUAACAUUGUAACUUUCUAGCAUUCUAUCGAUGUAUCAUUUUAGAAUUCGAACAUUCUAGCCUUCUAGCAUUCUAGCAUAAUAACAUUCUUGGAUUCUAGCACGUUAGAAUUCCAUCAUUCUUGCAAUAUAUCAUUCUAUUAUUCUAGCAUUACACCAUUUGAUCAUUUUAGCAUUCUAUCAUUAUAGCAUCCACGCAUUACAGCCUUCUAACAUUAUAGCUUUAUAAUAUUCUGUCAUUUCUAUCAUUCUAUUAUUUUAUCAUUCUAGCAUUCUAGCAUUUUAUCAUUCAAGCAUUCAAUCAUUCUAGCAUUCUAGCAUGCUAUACGUCUAGUAUUCUUGCACAUUAGCGAUCUAGCUAUAUAUCAUUAAUCAAUUAAAUUAUAAUAACAUUCUAGCAUUACAUCCUUCUUUCAUUCUUACAUUCAAGCAUUGUUUCAUUAUAUCGUGCAUUUUAGCAUUAUAGCAUCUUAGCAUUAAAUCAUUGCUAUCAUUCUAGCAAUCUAUCAUUUUAUCUUUCUAGUUUCUUACAUUUUAUCAUUCUAACAAUUUAGCAAUUGAAAUAUCUAGUGUUAUAGAAUUCUAAUAUUCUAGCUUUCUAUAACCUACUAUAUUGAACCUAAUCGACUUUAAAAAAUAAUUUUCACCCAUUUAAAUCUGACUCACUUAUAUACAUUUUGCAAUCCUUUAAACGGGUAAAUUCUGCAAAGGUUGUUUUUUUUCCACUUCUUUUUGACCCUAUUUAUUCGCAAUUUUGUUUUUUUUUUGUUUUAAAUGGCACGUUUCUUAAGAAAACACACUUAUGCCCUACUCACUAACAGACAGCAGCUCCGUGUGGAACUACGCCUUCAAUCUGACCUUCACCUACAGACUAGACUCGGACAUACCAGCGGUCUACUUUAGACUCAAACCUAAUCCAACGCCACAGGAAAAAAGACCAAACUAUUGUGAGUAAUGGAAAAAAGACCAAGCUAUUGUAAGUAAGGAAAAAAAGACCAAAAUAUUGUAAGUAAGAAAAAAAAGACCAAACUAUUGUAAGUAAGAAAAAAAAAAGACCAAGCUAUUGUAAGUAAGAAAAAAAAGACCAAACUAUUGUAAGUAGGGAAAAAAGACCAAGCUAUUGUAGGUAAGAAAAAAAAGACCAAGCUAUUGUAAGUAAGAAAAAAAAGACCAAACUUUUGUAAGUAAGGGAAAAAAGACCAAGCUAUUGUAGGUAAGAAAAAAAAAGACCAAGCUAUUGUAAGUAAGAAAAAAAAGACCAAACUAUUGUAAGUAAGGGAAAAAAACAAGCUAUUGUAAGUAAGGAAAAAAGACCAAUCUAUUGUAAGUAAGGAAAAAAAUACCAAUUUAUUGUAAGUAAGGAAAAAAAAGACCAAGCUAUUGUAAGUAAGGAAAAAAAAGAUCAAACUAUUGUAAGUAAUGGAAAAAAAGACCAAUCUAUUGUAAGUAUGAAAAAAAGACCAAUCUAUUGUUAGUAAGGGAAAAAAAGACCAAGCUAUUGUAAUUAAAGGAAAAAAAGAUCAAUCUAUUGUAAGUAAGAAAAAAGACCAAUCUAUUGUAAGCAAGAAAAAAAAAGACCAAGCUAUUUUAAGUAAGGGAAAAAAGACCAAACUAUUGUAAGUAGAAAAAAAAGAUGAAACUAUUGUAGGUAAGUGAAAAAAGACCAAGCUAUUGUAAGUAAGGGAAAAAAAGACCAAACUAUUGUAAGUAAGGGAAAAAAGACCAAUCUAUUGUAAGUAUGGAAAAAAGACCAAUCUAUUGUAAGUAAGGAAAAAAUACCAAACUAUUGUAAGUAAGGGAAAAAAAGACCAAACUAUUGUAAGUAAGGGAAAAAAGACCAAUCUAUUGUAAGUAUGGAAAAAAGACCAAUCUAUUGUAAGUAAGGAAAAAAUACCAAACUAUUGUAAGUAAGGGAAAAAAAGACCAAUCUAUUGUAAGUAAGGGAAAAAAAGACCAAACUAUUGUAAGCAAGAAAAAAAACCAAGCUAUUUUAAGUAACAAAAAAAAGACCAAGCUAUUGUAAGUAAGAAAAAAAAACUAUUGUAGGUAAGAAAAAAACAUACCAAACUAUUAUAAAUAAGAAAAAAAUACAAAACUAUUGUAAAUAAGAAAAAAAAAGACCAAACUAUUGUAAGUAAGGAAAAAAAGACCAAACUAUUGUAAGUAAGGAAAAAAAAGACCAAACUAUUGUAAGUAAGGAAAAAAAGACCAAACUAUUGUAAGUAAGAAAAAAAGACCAAACUAUUGUAAGUAAGGAAAAAAAGACCAAACUAUUGUAAGUAAGGAAUAAAAAGACCAAACUAUUGUAAGUAAAGGAAAAAAAACACCAGUCUAUUGUAAGUAAGGAAAAAAAGACCAAACUAUUGUAGGUAAGAAAAAAAAGACCAAACUAUUGCAGGUAAGAAAAAAACAGACCAAACUAUUGUAAGUAACAAAAAAAAAAGACCAAACUAUUUAAGUAAGAAAAAAAAUGACCAAACUAUUGUUAGUAAGAAAAAAAAUACCAAUCUAUUGUAAUUAAAAGUUACACCACUAAUGUAAGUAAAAGAAAAUAAAUUCUUUUCAAUGUUGCGGGUGGUGGGGAUGACCAAACAAUUGUAAGUAAGGGGAAGAAACCAAACAGUUGUCAGUUAGGGGAGGAAACCUUACUAUUCUAAGUAAGGGGAGGGGACGAAAUCUUAACAAGGAAAGAAAAUAACUUAACUAUUUGAUUUGAGAAAAAAACGACAAAACUAUUGUAAAUAAAGGUGCAAGAAGAAAUAAUUAACGAAAGUGAAGGAGCAGAGAUACAAUGGGUUCAUUGAAAAAAAAAAAAAACAGUGUUUGGAAAAUCGCUGCAUGCUGUAGAGAAGAAAUCCUGUUCCUUGCCGUCAUAAAAAAUAAAACUUUGAGAAGGAAGAAGAUAAAAAUGUCUAUUAUUUCAUAUGAUGACGUUAAAAGAAAUUGCACUGGUGAUGGCGGAUUUUUCGUCAGACGUAAACGGAUCUAAAGCACCUUUAAUAAAGAAAAAAAUAUAUAAGUAAGGUAUCCUACAUUAAAUCAGGGGCGUCAUUUGGGUAGGGUAGGGUGGGGCAUUUGCCCACCGCCCUGAAUCUGCAGGUUUCCUAUACUUUUGCUAUGUACCGUGGUGCCUCCAGUAACAACUUAAGAUGACCAAGUUUUGGUUUUGCGCCCCCCCCCCCUUUUUUUUGUUGAAAAAACCUAACAUGACAUGACGCCUUUGCAUUUAAUUGAUGAAAGAUAUUAUUAUUAUUAUUAUUAUUAUUAUUAUUACUAUUAUCAUUAAUUUAGUUCAAAAGGAAAUGCAUAAAUAUUCAAUGACUGCUUAUUUGUUUUUGUGGUUGUUGUAAACUAUGCUCCAAAUCUUUGUAAAGAAAUAUUUCCUAUGCAUUGGGGAGCCUUAGAUAAAGACAUUUCAUCAUGCAAGAAACGUUACAGGAACAAUUACGAGUUGUAUCUCGGGCAUUCCGUCUAUCAAAAGUUUUUGCCAAGGAAAUGUAUUUAUUACCCGUGUUCAUACUCUGAUCAAUUCAACAAUCACACUUCUCAAAAAACAAACAGUAUUUAUCCUUAUUUUAUUAUUUGUUUAUGUCAAAGAGCAGUUAAGACGAUGGUAGAAGGACGCAGCAAAAAUGGGUAUAGAGUAAACAGUGCAGCGUCCCCAGUUGUAUGUCCAACGGUCUGUUUUAAUAGAACUUUUUUUUUCAAAGAAACGUCUCCAGACCUCGCUUCUACAGUCGCUUGGACACUCCAGUGAACUGCUGGUAUCGUCAAAUUAUUUGAUCGUUAAUUUGUAACUUAACAUUGUAGAUUUUAAGAAGGCGUCUAGGUGUAUUAUACAAUAAACAUUUUAAUUUUGCUCUCCUGCAGACGAGAUCGCCAAACAUAAAAACAGGACGGCUGUCUGGUUUGUAAGCCGAUGCCAUGUGCCGUCCAGGCGGGCUGGCUACGUCAGAGAAAUGCAAGUACGCGUCAAGAUCACAGCCAGCAACACUGCUCUAUUUAUGGUCCUUUGUAUUCAUCUCAAAUGAGGGCGCUGCUUGUGCUAAAUAUAAUUUUAACAUUCUUUAUGGCAGUGUUUCCCAAAAUGUGGCACGCGUACCCCUGGGGGGCAUGGGAAGAGUGUAAUUGGGAUACGCGCUGCACCGGGAAAAAAAAUAUAUUUCAAAAAAUUUAAAGUAAUAUGCAACAUUUUUUUUUUUUCACGAGGGGUACUCAGAGUUACGCAAAUUUUAUACGGGGGUACACAGAUGUCGAAAAUUUGGGAAAUACUGCUGUAUGAGACCUACUACUGAAAUAGAGAAGCUCCGCAGAGAGCGUAUAAACAGAUUCAGAUUUUGUUGUUGUUUUUUUUUUUUUUUUGUUUUUUUUUUUAAAGAAAACAUUUUUUUUUUUUGACGCAACUUGUUGAUAAUUGCAAAGCUAAUAGCCGAUUCUUUGCUAUGAAAUUGACUGAGGUGGAUCGUCUAUGUAUUUUUAAUUAUUUUUUUUUUUUUUUUUUUUUUUUUUUGUUUUUUUUUUUUAAAGACAACAUUUUAUUUUAUUGACGCAACUUGUUGAUAAUUGCAAAGCUAAUAGCCGAUUCUUUGCUAUGAAAUUGACUGAGGUGGAUCAUCUAUGUAUUUAUAAUUUUAAAUAUAUAUUAGGGAAAACCAACCUUAUCAAAUCGAAAUGAGAAAAGAAAAGUUUCAUCAUUCUAAGCGAUGUGCUUUUUAUUACACAACUUAGUCACACAAUUACAUUUCAUAAAGACAUCUUCACAAUUUUCCUAGUUAAAGUUAUUGAGUUAUAACAUUGGUAGCGAAAAUUACUUGUAGCAUAUUACAUAAACCGUAAGAAAAUUUUAAUUUCACUGCAGCAGUGUGCGAAACAUACGUGACACACAAUGCCGGAAGUUUAACAUCAAUAUAUUUUUAAAACAUUAAAACUAUAUUAUACAUUAUUGGUCACUCUUUGAAUUUCAUUAAAAAUUAUUUAUUAUUGGGUAUUCCCCUUCACUAUCCGAGUUACGUCUGUGGAAAUGUAUGUCGUUGCUUUAACUUUUUGAUGAAAUCGACCAACGUCUCUCACGUGACUCGACACUCAAUCGACUUUACACAUAUUUUUUUUAUUGUUUCAUCUUUCAGAAGUACGUCGACGUUGACAUAUUCGGUGGGUGCGGCAAGAAAUGCACGGUGAGGGGGGACUCCUGCACGGAACUGUUUCCCCAGUACAAGUUCUACUUAUCUUUCGAAAACUCAUUUUGCACCGACUACAUCACGGAAAAACUCUUCAAAAAUUUCGUCCCGGACCGCCACAUCAUCCCCGUGGUGCGGGGCGGCGGAAGCUACGACCGGUACUUCCCGGAGGGACUGUUCAUCAACGCCGCCCGUUUCAAGUCCCCGAAGGAUUUGGCGCUGCAUCUGAAAGAGCUCGGCUCGGACCCCGUGAGGUACAGCCAGUACUUGGCGCGUAAGGAUUCCUACGUCAUCGGGGAGGUGAUACACGAGAGGGAGGCUGGCUGCGAGCUGUGCCAGUAUCUGAACACGCGAGAGCUGAAGCCCAAAGUUUACGAUCUGAAGCGGUGGUACGGGGAUGGUCACUGCAAGAGAGCCACCGAAAUAAGCUGGCCGUCAGAGCAGAACAGACAUUGAAGGCGCACAGGGAUCAAAUCUGAACUACAUAACAUUUGCCUUAACUUACCGGAUUUUUUCAGGGCUAACAUUUUAGGGAAUUUCAACCUUAGACAUAUUCAUAAAUUUAUGCAAAUUCGAUACAAUUAUGUUACACACACAUAUAUAUCUAUAUGAAAAUGUUAGAAAAUUAAAGAGCAUAUCUGUGGCCCAAAUUCAGGAGUGCAGAGCAGCUUUUCUUUGGUGUAAUUUGGUAUUAAAAUUUUAGUACUAGCAGGAUUCAAUGAACACAUCUUGAAGAUGUUCAUGUCUAAUAAAUAUUUUUUCAUUCAAGUGUAAGUAAGACUGUAAUUUAAUGAAACAAUUCUAAUGAGUCUCAAAUGACAUUAAAGCCAUUUUUUUUAGCUAUACUUUUCGUCAUGUAUAUUUUUUCCUUAAAUGCCAGCAUCGUGUUAUUCAGCUGUGAAAAUUUCACUGGUCUCUGAUAAUAGAAUGCAUGAAAUGCCUAUCUUGGUGCUUAACAAUGAAUGUGAUGCCACCAAGUGUUUCUAAUGUAAUUUAAAGAUGAAUCGUAUCCAGCUCCAAGAGCUAUGCCCCAUUCAAAGCAUAAGACUACUUUAUAAAGUAUGUUGCAAUAGUGACCUACUUGGAUUCUAAAUAUUGGAAUAUUGUUUGUGUGGUAUGCAUGUUUUGAAAUGUCCGAAUACAAACACGUUUAAAUGAUUCACUUUUGUGUCAAUAAAUCAAUUGGCCUCAGAAUUAUAUCAAUUGUUUGAUUGAAUCUAUUAAAUGUAGACAUUUGGAAGAGAACAAAAAAAAUAAAUUAGUAGCAUAUAUAUAGAUAUCAAUCAGAAAUAAAUUUGGCGGAUUGUAUCAGCACUGCAUCUAG